UCAUACUUUAUGUGGACAUCUCAUUGCUCCAAAUCUUCAUAAAUGUAAACACUUCCACUCCCCACCAAACUAACCAAAGCUCCCACAAAAAAAAAAAAAAAAAAAAAAGUCCUUUCUCCCUUUUGUCUUCUCUUCAAACUCCAAAACCCUUCCACACAAAGCUUCCAUAGCCUUCAACCAUGGAUGAUUUGCUUUGGAAUGGCUCAUGGAGUAUUGAAGAAGACAGAAAUUGUGAAGAAAGCUUAUUCGUCUCCAACGACCCGAGUCGAUGCUCGAGUCCGCCGUUACAAGAGCUUCAAACAGUGGCAAGAAUAUUGGGGUUGUCGGAGAUCAAUACUCCGGCGCCGGAGAUGAAGGUAGAGAAAUUGGCUAAGGAUUCCAAGGUUUUAUUUGAACGUGAAAAGUCGUGGCCGGUGGGAGCUAGCUCCGGUGGAGUUUUGUUCGAUGAGGUUGAAAAUGACAAAGGAAGUGCACCACAAGGUGGGUUUUUGGACAUUUUUGAGAACCAAAAACCAAAACAACAAAACUCCAUAAUAGAAAAACAACCAAGCUCAGCCAACUCUAUAAAUCCAUCUCUAUCUCCAUCUCCAUCAUCUUCGAACAACGACGAGGUUGAGCGGCCCGUUGAUCGAGAUCAGCUCGUGUCACAAAUGAAGGAAUGUAUAUACUAUGCAGCAGUGUUUAGGCCGGUGAACUUGGGGUCCGAGACUGUGGAGAAGAAGAGGAGGAGAAACGUGAAAAUGUCGAAGGAGCCUCAAACAAUUGCAGCGAGAAUACGAAGGGAGAAGAUAAGCGAAAAAAUUAGGGUUUUGCAGAGUUUAGUUCCUGGUGGGAACAAAAUGGACAUUGCCUCCAUGCUUGAUGAGGCAGCAAGCUAUCUCAAGUUCCUUAGAGCACAAAUCAAAGCACUAGAAGGCUUAAGCUACAAACUUGGCUCUAUUGAUUGUCUCUCAACUUCCACCUCUUUCAACCCUAAUUUUCCUCUCUAAAACCUUUAUCAAUAAAAUAUUGAAUUUGUUAAUUGUUAAGAAUAA
Messenger RNA from Benincasa hispida (wax gourd), 1034 nucleotides. Its product is annotated as transcription factor bHLH87-like. Lineage: Eukaryota; Viridiplantae; Streptophyta; Magnoliopsida; Cucurbitales; Cucurbitaceae. Gene Ontology annotation, molecular function: protein dimerization activity; DNA-binding transcription factor activity. Gene Ontology annotation, biological process: regulation of DNA-templated transcription. The record is from RefSeq and is a predicted model, not a curated record.